Molecule: messenger RNA, 8868 nt
Organism: Symbiodinium necroappetens
Lineage: Eukaryota; Dinophyceae; Suessiales; Symbiodiniaceae
Source: the annotation of a GenBank genome assembly
AUGCUCUCCCGGGCAGUGCGCUGCACCCGAGCCCGCGGUGGCCUUGGCCCCAGGCCACCGGAGGUUUGGAAACACCAGGCAUACGCCUACUUGAGGGAGGAGGCCGCAUUGGCACAGCGCCAGGCCCGGUCCAUGAUGAGGCACGUCUGGUCGAACUACGAGCAGCGUGCUUUUGGGAAAGAUGAGCUGAAACCCGUUUCCGGACGUGGAACUGAUAGUUGGGGCGGACUGGGUCAAACUUUGGUGGAUUCUCUUGACACUCUCUGGCUCAUGGGCUUUCACGAGGAGUUCGAUCGGGCCGCCGAUUGGGCGGAGAGCCACCUAGACUUCAACAAAAAUUUGAAUGUUAAUUAUUUCGAGACCUCGAUUCGUCAUUUGGGCGGUCUGGUCUCUGCCUUCGUUCUCAGCAGCCGGCCUGGCUUGCUUGGCAAGGCCAAUGACUUGGCCAUGAGGCUUGCUCCCACUUUUCCGAGCCCCCAGAGUACCAAGCAGCAGCUGUCCAUGUCCGACCUCAAUCCGGGUAGCGGAAGGCUUCAGGACUGGCUCGACGGAGCCAAGCGCUUUCUGCACCAAGUCUUGACCAACCUGACCGACACCAGCGAUUUCUCUGGAGAGUAUGACCUCGAUCUGGGCGACCUGGUCGAGGAUCCAUCCGGACAUUUCACAAACGACGAGAAGAGGGCGAAGAAGGAUCACACAGCCCUUCCCCUCUCCGAUGUGAACUUACAGACAGGCAAAACGAACGAUCUUGCAGGAUACCUCUCCUUAGCUGAGACUUAUGUGCCGCUGGAAUGGAAAGCUCUGGCGCUUCUCACAUCUAACUGCAGCUAUGCACUGCACCAAGACCAGGUCCUUCAUGUUCUCAACGAAAGCGCUGGCCUUGAAACGAGGGGCUAUGCUGCGAUUCUUUUGAAGAAGAAUGGAUACGUCCAUGGGAUGCAGGAUAAUCGCAUUUCACUUGGAAGCCGUGGCGACUCUUUCUACGAGUACUUGCUCAAGGAUGCUAUCUUCUUGGGAGCCCAUGCAAAUCCACUAACGCUGAGCGUAUGGGGUGCAUUUCGUGCCAAGCUGCGCAAUCUUCUGGUGGAGGUCGACAUGCCCAGGCAGGCUCGCAAGCUAAACCGAAAAGGCAUGAGCAAAGGCAUGCGCAAGCCCAUGAAGACUGCAUUGCGACGGCCGCAGAAGCCGACCCCAGCCAUGGUCGAGGGCGUGAUAGAGCGCUCCAGGUCACGGUCCAGGUCGCGUGAAUGCAAAUCCGAAUCUCAUGAGCGGGUUGGACGCCAGGUGCUUUAUGUGCCGCCGGAGUUGACAGGUGUGCUAAUUGGCCGUGGUGGUGAAAGCAUCAAUGCGAUGUGCAGAGAGACGGGUGCACGGAUCGAAGUUGCCAGGGAGGAUGCCGGCGCUGCCGACCGGCCUGUGACAAUCACAGGAUCUCCAGAAGCAGUGGACCGGGCAGUCCUUGCCGUAAAGAGGAUCGUGGACAGCGAAAAACGACCCCCACAAGAGCAGCGCAAGGUCAUGCAAGUCGCUGGAGCAUUUGUGGGCAUGAUCAUUGGCAGAGGUGGUGAGAACGUCAAGGCCAUGUCCCGCGAAAGUGGUGCCAAAAUAGAGGUGUCCAGGGAUGAUGGUGAUCGCGACGCAGAUAGAAACGUGACCAUUACCGGUACGGCUGAGUCCAUAGAGAAAGCGACACAGCUCAUUGAAGAUGUGAUCGGCAACCGAGCUGGGGCCUCCGACGAUGACAGGAGUGAUGCAGAGGCUCUACCGGAUCCACCGCCAGGUUUUGAGGUGAGCGAGCAUGAGGAAUGGCUCUUCAAUGCGAAGACAGAAGAGUUCUUCAACAAGAAGACCGGUGCUUUUGCUUGGCUGAAUGCAAGCACAGGCAUGUUCUGUCCCAUCAGAGAAGGUGUGCGACAUGACGAUCUAGAACUGAUUUCCGGCACAGCGGUUGCCAUCGCGAGCAGUGACAACAAAAGCGCACCUAAGACAGUGGUGAUUCCGGACCUCCAUCGCGUCGCGCAAGCCCUGAAAGCCCCUUUUGACCACGUGGAUGCACCAGCCUCCAUGAUCGGUGUGUUUGGUUGUUCGGCUGGUGACGGCCCGGGUGCGGCGCGCACAUUUCACGAGAGGCUUGUGCGGCGGAUUGCUUCGUGGCGGAGUACUUGGUUUGACCAGGCUUGGUUCGGCGCACUCACGGGUGCCAUGAUGGACGUUGUGGGCGAGAAUGGGGCCCUGCCGUUGGCAGCCGUGGCAUUGCUUGUUGGACGCAAGGUUAUAGCUGCUUCUGCACCUGGCGCCCGCGCUUGCUUAAUGGCUGGAGCUACCAGUGAUGCUUGUACUGCGGUGGUGCCCAUGGAGGUGAAUGGAUUCGUCUGCUGUUUCCAACAGCUCCCAGCCAGAAGUCCAGGUGUCGCAGAUUUGUGCAUUCCAAUUGCCCUCGUCGCGGGCGUCCCAACUCUGGAUGACAACGUGACUUGCGCUUCGGUGAGCCGGUCACUGUUUCAGAGGCGGCCGCGUGCGGCCGCCGUCGCCCUGCUCCGUGCAGCGCGCCAGGCGGGUUCUGCUGGGCCCCUGGCAGCGGCCACGGCUUGCCUUGGCGGGCACAAGGUCUUGGUUGCAGAAGAGAACGUGGACGUCGGCAGGAAAGCUGCCAAGGAGAAGAUGAAACAAAGCAAGGUGCGGGUUCGCCAGAUACUUCUUCGCUUUUGGUCGGGUAAAGGUGCGCAGCCGAUCAACCCAGUUACAAGAAAGCCCAUCACAAGGAUGCUGGAGGAAGCCGAGGUCCAGAUGCUGGAUGUCCUGGACAAGCUGCUGGCAGAGAACUCUGCGAACUUCGCAUGCAUCUGCAAGGCCUUGUCGGAAUGCGGCUCCGCAAUGCGCGGGGGAGCAGACAACGGUGAUCUUGGCUGGCUGGACCAGGCAAAGGUUGCAGCACUGGCGAAGGCGAAGGGCCAGCCUGGCGGCCCGAAGUCCGUUGUGCAGUCCAGUGUGCCCGUGGCGGUGGUUAAAGUGGCCUUCGAAUUGGAAAAGGGUGAACUAAGUGAUCUCGUGGUGUCCGAGCUCGGCGUGCACUUGGUGGAAGGUGCCAAAGGUGCGGCUGGAGCGCAGGGCGGCUGGUUCGAGUCCUCCCGCGAUAUCCCUGGAAAGUGGGUGUUCCUGAAGGAGGUCACCUUCAAGCACACAGUCCCCAAGAUGGAUCACUUGAUCUGCUUCCUUCCUGGGGCCUUAGCGCUUGACGUCUUUCAUCACGCAGUCCGCCGACUCAAUGGUACAGCAGUGCAGCCGCAUCACCUGGACCGGGACCGUGCAAUGGAGCUUACGUUGGCCCACAAGCUGAUGCAGUCGUGCGUGCAGAUGUACUUUCGCACCGUGACGGACUUGGCUCCUGAGAUCACUCGAUUUAAUGGCCACGGCCUGGAGGAUGACCACGGCUCCAUGCACAACAUCCUGAGACCAGAGACUGUCGAGAGCCUUUUCGUCCUGUGGCGGACGACGAAGCUCCAGGUUUAUCGAAACUGGGGACAGAGGCUUCUUUCCGCUUUUUAUCGCCUCAAGACGAGCUUCGGCUUCGCAAGUUUGCACAACGUCAACCAGCCAUCAUCCAAGCGGGAUGACAUGCCCUCCUUCUUCUUAGCCGAAACGCUGAAGUACCUGUUCCUGCUCUUCUCCCCAGACUCCGUCCUCCCUUUGGAUCGCUUCGUUCUCAGCACGGAGGCUCAUCCGGUGCCAAUGAUGAGAGCCAUGUCCUCGCUGGGGGUGGAGUGGCCCUGCCAAGCGGGCCUCCGCGCCCAGGCGGCCCAGGCCCCGCAGUCACAAUCGCUUUCCGGACAGACGACGGAGGAGCUGCUCGAAGCCUUUCGGAUACUCUCGCAGUCGUUGCUUUCCCGCACUGCGACAGCAGUGUGGGUAUUCAUCCGAACUCACCAACUUGUGGGACCCUUCAUUUGCGGUGAGUCUCUGUCUCUGCUGGUGAUUGGACAAGUAGCCCGAUGUAGCCCACGGCGUUGGACUUGGGAACGCUGGCGAUGGCGCCGCGGACCCACGAACGUGGGCACCUUCAUGCUAGCAUGGCUUGCAGCAUGCCUCGGCGUGAUCCCUUCAGUGCCGGCAGGGCCCGUGGCAGCCCUCCAGCAGCUCUCGGCCGAGGCUGUCACCAGCCCUGUUUUGGGCUUAGCAAAGGGCCAUGCCCCUCGUCCACGUGAGAGGUGGCGCGGGACCUCGGAUGCAAGCAGAACGGAGGAAACGGUUUUCCUGGACCUCCAGCUUUGCUUCAAUUCAUCUGUCGACCUCACUUCCAUUGAGUUCUAUGCUGAAGAUGUGGCGCCACUGCGAAAUGGAGACUUUGGAUGGCGAAUUGUCCAUCCCAUCCCGAGCAGUUCAAGCUCAGCGACGCAGUGGCCCGUUGCUUGCAAGGCAUUGCCGACAUUUUCCAGCGACCGCCCUGUGACAGACCAACUGCCGUCGCCGGGAGCCUAUCGAGCUGUUCUGGAACCGCCGCUGAGGCCCAGCCUGGCAUGUCAACUGCCGCUGCACCUGGUGCUGCUUGGAGUAGCUUUUGCAGGACCCUUCAAGCAUUUUGCUGCUCCUGGCAGUGCCUGGCCGCUGCUUCCCUGCAGGACUGUUGCUUCCGACGCGCCCGCACAGAAGGGCCCAGCUGGUCUGAUGGGCAUGUUGGGCGAUCGAGUUCAGCUUUGGAAUGAUGCAAACAAGAGCUGCUCUGGAGCAAUUGCUCGGGUGCCUUUGUGGUCGGUAGGCGACCAAAGGGUGACCGCAGUGACCAUGUUGGAGAACAUGACUCUCGCUGUCGCAACUUAUUUGCCCUAUCAGACAUCGUAUGAUCCCUCUGGGAUCGUUUACAUUUUCUCAGCGUCACACCUUGGCAUGGCAAGUCGCCACGACAUCCAGCUGGAGACUCGCGCAGAGAUUCUCUCAAUGCUUCGGUUGCCGACAGGUGCAACUCUUCUUGGAGGAACCGUUUUUUCGCAGCAGGCAGAGUUGAAUGGCACCAUCGAGGUGUUUGGGCCUUCCGAUUUGAUGACAGGCGGCGCUUCGAGCUUUGCUAUUGAGACGAAGCACGGCAUUGCUGAGCUUGUUUUGGUGAGCACGCAAAUUCUGGCAGCAUCGACGGGGGUCAAUGGCGAAAUACUGUUUUACGAGACAGCAGCGAUUGAACGACGAGUUUCUGUGAAACCACUCGCCGAAUUGAACCUACAAGCCGCCAUCCAUGCUCUGGUCAUAGUUGAUGGCCGUGCAGUGGUUGCCGGAGAACAUGGACUUCAGAUUUACUCACUUGACGAUGUGCUGCAAAAUCGCCGGCAACCGUCAGCCCAUCUAUUUCGUGUCCACACCGUUUAUGUGUCGCUGGCGGUGCUGCCGGGUGGCUUUGCGGCAGGCUGUCUAGAUGCCAGGAUUGAGGUGUUCCUGAUGAGCGAAGUUGUGAAAGGAGGUGUUCGGCCGCGGAAGGAGCUGUACACAAACGGCGUGCCCAGUCCCAUACUUGUCUUGGAUGACAAUGGGCUUGCAGUCGUCACUUCAUCCAACACGGUAGAUAUCUUCGACGAGAAGGUCUUGCAGGAUCAUGCUUACUUUGGAAAGCGGCCUUCGAGAGCUCUCCCUCUGGACACGCCGGGGAUCAGCAUUGCAAACUUGCCUGGGAGAGGCUUGGUCGUGGCAUCAAUGAAGCACGUCUUCAUCUUCAGUCAUGCAGGUAUGUCAUCGGCGGGGGAACCGGUCGACGAGUUGUCUGUGCCAAGACCAGUAAGCUUUGUCCAUUCAAUCUCGAAUGACACGGUGUUGGUGGGCCAGUGGGAAGGUGCUGUCGCCGUGUUCUCCACCUCCUCCGGCACACAGCCGCGGUAUUCAUCCGGACCUUGGUUUCCCCUCACGCGCUUGAAACUGGAUGUGUAUCCCUCACUCACCGGAGCGACCUCAGCCGAGCUGCUGCCGGCACUCGAUUUGCUUGCCAUUGGCGCGUGGCCGAGCGAUGUGUACUUCUUCAACCUCUCGAGCUUGCGUCGAUCGCCACCACCGUAUUUGGAGGCUGAAUCCAUGCUGAGAUCCCGAGGUGCAGUUACCGCCCUGGCUUCAUCGACAAAGUUUCUGUGGGCUGGGGCGAGCGACGACCUGUUGGUGAUGGACCUCCAGUUCUAUGGAGACACAGGGUUCAGAAGAAUCCGGAUGCCAGGUGAGAUAUGUUCACUGGCUGUUCUUUCGGAUUCGGUGGUGGCGGCUGGUCUUUCCUCGUCAUUGGUGAUCCCAGUGCUGACCCGCCGAAAGCGCGGCUGGAACUUGCUCGAGAUCAUGGACACUGCGGGGCCGGUUCACGCCCUUCUCGCAGCGGACGGCGUGCUGGUCGUCGGCAAGUCAGUUGAAGUCUGGCUCCAACUGUGGCAAUUGCGCUUGCUGUUUGCUGGUCUAGCUGUCAUCGAUGAUCGAACAGUUCUCGUCGGCUUAGAUCUUUACCGAGCAGGCGACGCACGGUCACUGUGCAGCCCUGGACUGUUUUCCAAAAGCGGUCAGUACGUUUGCCAUCCAUGCCCCAAUGGGUGGACUUCAGACGAGGGGUCAGCAAGCUGCACCUAUGCCCGGCUUCCAAUCCUCCUGAAGACAUGGAUUCCGGUCGCAUUGACUUUCAUCCUAAUCGGUGCAGUGCUAUCCCCACUGGCUGGACAGCUUUAUCUCUGCGCGUCCCGGUACAUCAACAUGGGAGAAGUUUUGGCCAAGGCGAGAUCCAGGGCUGCUACGCUGCAAUCGAUGUUGACCUGGACAUCUGCACAUGCUUCUCAGCGAGAACCGCGGCACAUGGCUCUCCGUGAUGUGCGGGUGCGUCGAUGGGUGUGGGCUUAUGCUGCCAGCACACACCUGCCCAUCGCGGUUUGGCUUGCCACGGCCCAUCAACACUGGGUAGUGGCAGGGUCCAUGCUGGCAGUCGUGUUCACAUUCCAGCCUCAACCGGUCUUGCAUGCAGACCCGUCUGGUGAGCUCACAGCUCAGCAUUGGGCUUGCCUCAGCCUCCGCUGCCUUGCCACAGCGAACAUCCUGGCCGGCUGCUCCUGCUUUUUCUUUCCACCUGCAUUUCUGCUCGUUCAUGCAAUCCCUUUGGCGAGCGUGGCUGUGAUGAGUGGCAACUGCGCCCUCGCCAACGAAAUUCACAUGUUCCUCCAGACGAGCUACGUCUCAGUUGAUGAGAUGUCGGCAGCCACUGCUGACACUGCCGGUGUACGCGUACUCAACAUGGGUGCGACUUGCAUUCAUGCGACAGCUGCCGGCGUGGCCACGUUGACUCUGGCGCAGCAUGAGGGGCAUCAAGUAAUGACCAUAUUCGGGCUUUCCGAUGCGUCUUCCGGAUCUCUGCCCUUGUACCUCUUGGUUUUCGCUUGUUCAGUAUCUUUUGCCGGGGUGGCGCUAGCCGCACGUGCCUGCGACCAGACGGAAGCGAUCGUCUCGCAUGCGACCUCCUGGGCAAGCGAUGAGCGUGUCAUUCCGUCUCGAAUCCCGGCCAGCUGCUGCUGUCGGCAGCUGCUCCUACGACUGUCUGCGUCAGUAAAGACCUGGGUACACAAGCAUUGGUUGCUGUGCUUCAGUUCGCUUUACGACACUCACACUUUCUAUGAUCGGUUACGAGAGCCACAGUCGACUUCGCAGCGUCCGUACUUUGCGCUGAUUCUGUUCAUCGGAGCCGGCACCACGAUGAUUAAUUGCCUUGCGCUCCUCCUGGACCGGUGUCGAAUGAAGCUGCCCGAGCUGGGCGACCGAAACCUGCGUAUGAGCACGCUUUCCAAGUGCCUGCUGGUAUUCAUGAAGCUGCGCGUUCUUCAACUGCCCGUGGGCGUCACGACUCAGAUGGACACCUCCUGGCUUGAUGGGUCCCUGUCGGAGCUCCCCUUAUCUGUGAUACCCGUUUGGAUUUGCUCAGAGCCUGUCUUGUGCCCAUCCUGGUGCACAUCUCGGCUCAACGGCACCUGUACCUAUGACUUACCCAGCUACAACGGCUGUUUCUGCAGUCAUCGGGUCGCCGGGAUCCCCGACUGGACGGGAAGACUGAAGGUGCUUGGCACCUGUGCGAUUUCGAUCAUCGUCAUGACCUUGCUCUCAGCAUCUAAGAUGCGCGCGAGGGGCAUAUUCGACUUGCCGAUGAUCUCGUCCAGGGCGGUGGCCUGUGCAACUAUCCUUCCGCCGUUUUUUUUCGCAGUUAAUGCUAUGUAUCUUUCCUUUCCCGACUUGGCCAAGCAGCACCUGGACUCAGCCGAGGAUUUCACAAUUUUGAGCAUCCCGGCGCUGAUUUACGCAUUCAUGGCCAACGAGAUCGCCAGGCAUGUGGAGACAGCCGCCAAGCUGCGGUGCCUGGCUGCAGGCAGUGAGCUCCAAUUGAACGGUCGCAAGGUUACCGCCGCGUGGCCACACUUGGAGCAUAUUGUUGGCACCAGCCUGGUAAGCGCCGAAGAUUCGUCUGGGCCGGUCCAAAUCUUGAGCAAUAUGCGGCUUGAGAAGCCCACAUAUAUCUGGUGUCAGCCCGCUCCGCUUCACGGGUCAGUCUAUUCUCCUUCUGGCUAUCGUGCCUUGGUCCCUUGGGCGAACUUUGCGACACUGACGGCGAUCUGGCGAGCCCGACAUAGCCUGGGACAUACCAUCAUCAUUGUCAACACAGCGUUGCUGUUGGUCUUGCUGUCUAGCAGUAUUUGGCUUUGCUUGACCUUGAAGCAAGGUGUACCCUCCACGCCAACUGCAGCAUCAGAAACUCACAGACUGGACUCGGAGAUGGACGCCACCAGAACGGCAGUGGAGCUUCAGGAGACGGCAAGUUGGCAGGGCAACAUGCCGAAUAGAGAGCAUGGUGAGGUAGAUCGGCAGGAACUGCGAGCAGGUUGA